Molecule: messenger RNA, 968 nt
Organism: Perca fluviatilis (European perch)
Lineage: Eukaryota; Metazoa; Chordata; Actinopteri; Perciformes; Percidae
Product: papilin-like
Exons: 4
Coding region: 123-968 (281 amino acids)
Molecular function (GO): serine-type endopeptidase inhibitor activity
Source: RefSeq, a predicted model, not a curated record
CACAAACCCAGCACACACCUGGGAGUUAUCGUCACCGUCCUGGUUGGAUUCAUCCGGCUCAACACGCAGUAAAAACACCAGAAAACCUUUAUUCAGAGCUGGAGGUCUUCAGACAGGAAGCCAUGUUUGGGAGCGGUCUGGUUGGGUUCUGUCUGCUGGUGCUGGCGCUGGGUUUCCUGGGCCGGCCCGGCCUGGCACACAAUGGUAAGAUGCAUUCAGAGUCUCUCCAGGAGACCGUUGUCCCCGAGCCAGCGCAGUGCCUCGUCUCCAGGAUCUACAAUCUGAUCCGGCCGGCGGAGAGUAAAGACGACCGGAGCUGCUGGCAGGAUUGUUUUGCAAAGACGGACUGCCACAUGGCGGUGGUCACCAAACGGAUCAGCGCCGCACAACAGUGUCUCCUGGUUAACUGUCUGAACCACGGCAACCACUCGUUACCCAGAGAUCCCAGCGCAGAGAUCACCGUUUACCCAAAGAGCACCAUUGACGAUGAACUAAGAGCCAAUCUCAUGAAGCGUGCACAUGGAGCAGUUGACGAGAGACUUCGAUGUUAUGAGCGCGGCUGCCAGUCGGAGAGUCCCAGAUUCUUCUACAACACCACCAGUUCCAGGUGUGAGAGGCUCUUCGGUGGCUGUGGGUCCAACAUGAAAACAUUUAAGACCCUGAAAAGCUGUGCAACUCUCUGCCAUAAAAAAGUCCGUUGUUAUCUGCCUGUGGAGUAUGGUCAAACCCCCCCCGUAGGCCAUCUUCCCUUUGGCCCUGACAAUGUUUCCAGCACCAACGCUGACACUACAGGCAAGCCUAAAGACACCACCGUCAACUUCUACUUCUAUAACGUGUCGAGUGGGAGCUGUGAGGGAUUUCACUUCAGAGGCAGUGCGUCCAACGGGAACAUCUUUCGGACCGUGCAGGAGUGUGAAAGUCUCUGUGGUGAUGUCAAAGGUAACAAAUCAUUUAAUAAUAAAGUAUAA